Molecule: messenger RNA, 1509 nt
Organism: Ochlerotatus camptorhynchus
Lineage: Eukaryota; Metazoa; Arthropoda; Insecta; Diptera; Culicidae
Exons: 1
Coding region: 1-1509 (502 amino acids)
Source: RefSeq, a predicted model, not a curated record
AUGACUCCUACGCAGCGGUUUGAUGCCACCAAAAGGAACGCUCUUUGCAUCAACUGUCUGUCGCCUUCGCAUCUCGUCAAAGCUUGUACGAGUGGAACCUGCCGGGUAUGCCAACAGAGACACCAUACGAUGCUGCACCAAAGAACUUUCGCCCCAAAUACUCAAUCGGUCCAAUCCUCCACCAAUUCUUCGUCAUCGGAUUCACCCUCAUCAUCAUCCUCAACUCAAAACCACCAUACAUCGUCUGCUCCACCGAAGAACCAGUCUCGACCAGUAGAAAAUCAAACCCAAGCCACCGCGGUCCCUACCCCCCAAACAAGCCACUUUUCGAUACCCUUCGCCGAAGCUCAACUCAGCGUUCCUGCAACUGUAUUGUUGUCGACAGCUCUUGUGAAGGUCUUCACUUCGUCUGGUUCCCUCAUAUGGGCUCGCGCACUGCUGGAUUCCGGAUCACAGCUCAACUUUGUUUCGGAGCAUCUCGCACAAAGGUUGAAACUACGUCGCAGCAAAGAAUUCGUUCCAAUUAGCGGUGUUGGCCUUUCGACUACCUCAUCUAAACACACCACCAUCAUUCGCAUCCAGUCUCAUCGUGCUGAUUUUGAGGAGAAUUGGAAAUUCCACGUACUUCCGAAGCUGACACUAGAAUUGCCGAAUCAACAUGUUGCCGUCUCCAGAUCCAGUUGGCCAUCCGAUAUUGUAUUGGCGGAUCCGACUUUCAACAAACCAGGUCCCAUCGAUUUGAUUUUCGGCGUUGACAUCUUCUACGACCUUCUUCGUAACGGUCAGAUCAAACCCAGUACCGGAGCACCAAUUUUGCAGAAGACCGCCCUGGGUUGGGUAGUUUCAGGGAAGAGUCAGACGCAGGUACCUUCUACACUAGUCGCUAAUGUCGCACACGUUUCGAAUAAACCAUCAAUCGAGGAUCAGCUGGCUCGGUUCUGGGAAGUAGAGUCUUGCAACAUCAAGAGUACGUAUUCCAUCGAAGAAGCGGAGUGCGAGGAAUAUUUCAAACAAACGACGAAAAGGGAUUCAUCUGGUCGUUUUAUCGUCGCCCUUCCAACUAAACCUGCAUUAAUCUCGAUACUUGGGAAUUCAAGGGAUAUUGCCGAUCGUCGGUUCUACUCCUUGGAACGCCGGCUCAACGCUAGUCCAGCGCUAAAGGAGGCAUACUCUGCGUUCAUACAUGAGUACGAACAGUUAGGCCAUAUGAAGCUAAUAGAUGACUCACUUCCUAGUUCGGGUGCCACCUACUACUUGCCUCACCAUUGCAUCAUUAAACCAGAUAGUAUGACCACUAAAUUGCGUGUGGUUUUUGAUGCCUCUUGCCCAACUGAUAGUGGUCAUUCUCUCAACGAGGCACUGUUGGUUGGUCCGGUUGUCCAGGACGAUCUUUUAAGCAUUGUUCUUAGAUUUCGCAUACCGCAGUUCGUCAUCAUAGCCGACUUUGAAAAAAUGUAUCGGCAAUUCCUUGUACGGGAGUCCGAGCAACCACUGCUCCGCAUCCGAUAG